Molecule: messenger RNA, 720 nt
Organism: Notodromas monacha
Lineage: Eukaryota; Metazoa; Arthropoda; Ostracoda; Podocopida; Cyprididae
Source: the annotation of a GenBank genome assembly
AUGGCACAGCCUGUCGACGAACAUGAGAUGGCGAAAUCUUCGCUUCAUAAUUUUAGAUUAGGAAAGCGUUCUCAGGUCGUUUCCGUUGAUGGCAGUGAUGCUCAAGAGAAAAGUAGCGGAUUUCCCCGCGACAAAGAUUCCUUCCCCGAGGAUGUUGACCAGGACCUUCAUUCCAGUGUGAGAAGGAAGAUCUCAGCGAAACAAAGAAAGCGAGUUGACAGCGAAAGGAAUUUCCUGGCUCUCGUGGAAUCGGGGUCAUUGGUAGAGGUGAGGGAUGCAUUGCAUAGAGGAAGGACGUCCAGUAUCGGGCCCAUUGGCCGCGAGGCUUUUUUCGUGGUUUGCCGGAACGGCCGCGAGGAUUUAGUCAAUUUGUUGUUGAAUUUCGGCUGUGAUCUGAACGCUCGAAAUGAGUUCGGGGAGACACCUCUUCACGUUGCCGCUGCCGAAGGUCAGCGAGGAAUCGUCGAACUUCUGCUGAGAAAGCGUGCUAAUACUUCAAAUUGUGAUAAUACUAAAAUGACCCCAUUACACGUGUCAGUGGAACGCGGUCAUCAGUCGAUCGUGAAAAUGCUGCUUCAUGCCGGUUCCGGUGGGGAUUUGGAAGUUGUCAACGAACGCGGUUUGACUCCUUGGGACACGGCAAUUAAGUCAAAUGACCGAUCGAUGCUGAAGCUGCUGCAGGUUUGUUUGCUAAAGAAUUUUUUUGAUGCAUCAAGAUUG